UCCACAACCAAAACUUACCACCACAGUUCACACCCAUGUUAUCUGAUUCUGAGCUCACUAUGCAACAGUUGUGUGCAGCGAUGCAGUUGAACAGGUUCUUGUUCCAAGGAAUAGAAAGAAGAAGGUGGUUUGAUCACAUCACAAUAGUUUGAUCACAGAACACUAGUACAUUUAUCAGACUGCAGUGCCUCAAUAGGACCGAUUCAAUCAGGGAUGAAGGUGACUCAACUAGGCUGUCUUUGUGUGAUUCUUCUAUAUCUCCUACACACAGCAGGCUCUGAGAGUUUUGAGGUUCUUGGUCCAACUGAUCCCAUUGUUGCUGUAGCUGGUGAUGACAUCAUUCUUCCCUGUUACCUCAAACCCAACAUCAGUGCUGAGGACAUGACAGUGGACUGGCUUAACCUGGACUUCAUAGACGAUCGUGUGUUUCGUUACCAAAACCACAGAAAUAUACAAGAUGAUCAGAUUCCCUCCUAUAGAGGAAGAACUUCACUGUUUAAAGAGGAACUGUGGAGGGGAAACACCUCUUUGAAACUGACCAGGGUACAAGGCACUGAUGAGGGACAUUACAAAUGCUUAAUUCAGUCAAAGAGCUGGUAUGAUGAUUUCACUGUUCAAGUCCUCGUUGAAGCUGUAGGAUCCAAGCCAGUGGUGUCCAUUGAGGGACACAGAGAGGGAGGGAUGGGUCUGCUGUGUGAAUCAGAAGGCUGGCACCCUGAGCCUGAGCUGGUGUGGCUGGACAGUAAAGGAGUCCAUCUCUCUGCUGGUCUUCCUGAGACACACAGAGACUUCAAGGGAUUCUACACAGUCAAACGACAUGUCAUUGUCCAGGAGACUGACACCAACCGCUUUACCUGCAGAGUCCAACAGAGCCGGAUCAAUGAGAAGAUGGAGACAGAGAUUCACCUCCCUAGUGAGUUAUUUGAUACAACCCCAUGGAAAAUAUCCUCUAUUGUGUCAUACUGUCUGGGAGCCAUCAUUGGGAUUUGUUUAUCUCUGACUAUCUGUUGGAUAUCUUAUAAGAAAGGUGUGAUAAUAGAUCAACUCAAACUGCAGCGGGAUGACUUGACAAAGGAGAGGGAUGACUUGACAAAGGAGAGGGAUGACCUCAAGAAGGACAAGGAUGACCUCAAGAAGGACAAGGAUGACCUCAAGAAGGAGAAGGAUGACCUCAAGAAGGUGAGAGAUGACCUCACUAGCAAGCUAAGUAAGUAGUGUCUUCAGAUCAUC
Molecule: messenger RNA, 1230 nt
Organism: Oncorhynchus tshawytscha (Chinook salmon)
Lineage: Eukaryota; Metazoa; Chordata; Actinopteri; Salmoniformes; Salmonidae
Product: butyrophilin subfamily 1 member A1-like
Exons: 13
Coding region: 214-1215 (333 amino acids)
Source: RefSeq, a predicted model, not a curated record